AACCGUCGACGUCGCACAGUCGCACGUCGCUGCCGCCGCCGCCGCCGCUUCACGCUCGUACAUUACGUACGCGAACGGGUUGAAAUCAAAUUCUUCCUCUAUCACGUCUUAUCGCAGCGUACGACCCGCGAUAAAUACCAGAGCGAUAACGCGCGUGCGCGCGCCCCCGACCGCCGCCCCGUCAGACGGUCGCGAUGUAUCGCGGCUGAGGGGCCCUGUCCGGACGAUAGCCGUGCAUGCGACGUCCGUGUGUACGACGACGGGCCCGCCGUGAGCUGCCACGGCCGCGUGUGCUGUUCGCCGGACCGCAGACGCCGCCUCCGCCACCGCCGCCGCCGCCGCCGAAGAGGACGACGACGACGACGACGGGCGGAAAGCGCGACGAUCACAAUGCCGCCUCCCCCACGGACGAUUUCGUGACGACGGCUUUUGAAUUUUUGAGCUGUUUUUGGGAGUAUGGAAGAACAAGAAACUAUGAACAAAACAUUGCCACUUGCUAAGAAGCAGAAAAUUAAUGACAGUGAAUAUCGUUUGGUAGAUUUAAACGUUGAUACAAUUAGUUUAAACUUGACAAAGCAUUGUCUGUGUCAAUUACCCGAAACAUGCAUGCUAAAAGAAGUUUUUAGGGUCUCAAAUGUUAGUAGUUGGAGUAAAGAACGGCUUUUAAAUUUUUUAAGUUCAGCUCGGUUAACUUGUGACAUUGCUCUCAAACAACAAUCAGAAGGCACUAUAUGUACUAGUGUUGAGCGGCUAAGCAAUUACUUGAUUUCUAAUAAAACAGGUAUAGUAAACGAAGUUGUAUCUUUACUUACACGAACAGAUCCUUACAUAUCAUAUGCAGCAAGUAAUGCUUUAGCAGAAAUAUUUGUGUGUUCGCAAAAUAAAAUAGACAAUGUAUGGGUGGAGGAGUUGACAGAUUUAUUUCUCCGUCGAUCUCCAGAAACUUUAUGUCCUGUUAUAGCAGUUUUUAAACGUGUAUUGUGUUGGAGAGAUUCAUUAAUGAAUGAUAAUGAAAAAAAUAUCAAGAUGCCUGAAAAUUGUGUUAGCAGAAAAGUUAUUUUUGAAGACGAUGAAAUUGAGAUGGAUGAUGAAUUUGGAAUAAGCCUAGUUAAAACUAAAGUUAUUGAAGUUUUACAAACUCAAUGGCAAAUGAUAGUAUUGAAAUUUAUUAGGUAUAUGUCAUCUUUUGACCACUGUACAGAUCUUAAUAAUGAGCAAUUCGAUCAUAAAAUGGGUCAUAUUGCUAUUAUAGAAUUUAUCAAGUUAUGGACAUCCAUGGUUUCUAUUAAAACUAAUCUGAAUGUUAUGAACAUUAAAUACUUUUAUGCAGAUUUAGGACAAAUGCUCAUUCUUUUGAGGCGGCCAAAAGUCCAACCAGUAGUUUGGAAGAAUAUUAUUAAUCUUUUCAAUGAAAGUUUAUGUUACACUACUACAUUGGCUGUACAAGGUACUAUGCAAGAAGAACCUUGUAUGUUAGCUAGAGAAUUGGUUAAGGUUGUCAAAACUAAAAAUAUGUUGAAUAACAUGCCGUUUAGAAAAGGUCCUGGAGAAUUUGGAGGAGGAGAAGAAGAUGAAGGAGAUAAAAAAUUAUUACAAGACACAGUCUUAUUAAUUUUAAAAGCAGUGGCUACAAUCAUCAAGGAAACAAAAAAUGAAUCAUCAUCCAGUGAUUCUUCAUCUGAUGAAUCAGAAGAUUCUGAAGAAAUAGAUGCUGAGAUGGCAAUAAUUGAAAGUAGUGUCAAUGAAGUUUUACGGAAGCUUGACACAUGUGUUAAGAAGUGUAUGUCUUAUCUACCUGAAACUCCAAUUGCUCAGUGGAUUGUACAGUUAUUUUCUGAUCGCAAUGAUGUACUUAUUGAGAGUAUGGUUUGUACCCUUGAUAUUUCACUGGUAUUAUGUUAUCGUCGUAACUCUUUACCGAUGCUACGUCAAGUGCUAAAUCCCACUGCUAGUUUAGUUGAAUUCUUACAAACAUCAUCUUAUAAUAAUGAUUUAAAUGAAUUGAUAUUAGAUUUAUUGUUGGGUAGUGACACUAGUUUUCUGUUGUAUAUUAUGCGAAUGUUGAAAUUCAUUUGCAAUAGGUGGUCAGAGUUUUGUCUUUGUUGUGAUACAAAAUUGCAAAGCACAAUGGCUACAUUGAUGGGCUUACAAACAAGUCUUGAUCAACUCAUUAAAAAUAAUUUAACUCCUUACAAUCUUAAUCCAGUAUUAAGGUUGUUAGUUAAAUGUAAUGAGUUGUAUUCAGGUAUAGCUGUAAUAAACAUUUAAAUGACCCUUAUUACUAUGUUUUUUAUUUUAUAAAUAUAUUUUUGAUAUUUAAGUAACCAUAUUUUUAUUCAAUACAAAUUUUAUUUUCCUAAUUUAAAGUUUUAUGUACCAAAUUCUAAAUUAGAUUAAGGAACUAUAGGUUAAGUCUAUAAAAAUACAAUGUCGGUAAGCUGUUUUUUUCCAAUUUUGUAUUUAACACUUUGACCGCGACAAAUCGCACAUGUUCUAUGCGGCGGGUGUCGACGCAUCAUUGACAACCUGUAUUACUUUCUGAACUCUCCCAAUAAUACCAGCAUACGUCAAGCUAUUUGUUCUUGCACCACUGCACAGAUAAACGGUUGAAAUUGUUUAAUUUUCAGUAGUUUGAAAUUCUGGGUAUUUUAUAUUUUUAUUAUAUUUACUACUAUUAUUACGAAAAAUAUUCAGCAUAGGUUAAAUCAUGCCGCAGUCAAAAUGUUAAUAAUCUAUUGUCAGGUUGUAUGAAAAAUUGAUUAAUUAAUAGUCGAAUUAAAUUUAAUGGACAAUUACUGGCCAUUUAAUUAUGUUUAAAGGACUUACUAUUGAUUCAUUAAAUGUGACCCAGAACAUAUGCAUUAGAUUUAGACAUGAGUAUUUUAAUUUAAAAUUGUAAUAAAUUGUAAAUGUAAUUAAUUAUUGUUACUAAAUUUUUUAUAUAGUUUAAUGUAA
Messenger RNA from Rhopalosiphum maidis (corn leaf aphid), 2955 nucleotides. RefSeq names its product protein lines (gene lin). The transcript is spliced from 2 exons. NCBI's taxonomy places the organism in Eukaryota, Metazoa, Arthropoda, Insecta, Hemiptera, Aphididae. The record is from RefSeq and is a predicted model, not a curated record. The coding region runs from base 457 to 2268 and encodes 603 amino acids.